Molecule: messenger RNA, 855 nt
Organism: Triticum aestivum (bread wheat)
Lineage: Eukaryota; Viridiplantae; Streptophyta; Magnoliopsida; Poales; Poaceae
Product: cyclic phosphodiesterase-like
Exons: 3
Coding region: 119-664 (181 amino acids)
Biological process (GO): cyclic nucleotide metabolic process
Molecular function (GO): 2',3'-cyclic-nucleotide 3'-phosphodiesterase activity
Source: RefSeq, a predicted model, not a curated record
CUCUCGCGAUGCCAUUGCCACGAGCUUCUCGUCCUAAAGCCUGCUCCCAUUUCCUGCCUGAGUCCUGACAUCCGACCGCGUGCGCGGCAGCGCGGCGCCCCAGCCUCCGUAGGCCAGCAUGGACCUCACCGACCAGUCGCCGGAGGAGAUGUACUCCGUGUGGGCCCUCCUGCCGGAGCCUGUCCACCGACGCCUUCUCGGCCUCAUGGCCGGCCUCCGCGCCGCGCACGGCGGCGCGGUCUUCGAGCCGCACGCCACCGUCCUCGGGGCCAUGCGCUUCCGCCGCUCCGCCGCCGUCGAGGCGCUACGAGCCGCGGCGGCCGGCCUCCGCCCAUACACCGCCCGCGUCGCCUCCAUCGGGCGCUACGGCGUCAACCUCCUCCUCGAACCAACCCGUGAGGUGAUGGCCACGAGCGACCACUGCCGCGCCCACUUCGACUACCAGAGACCAGCUCCGUACGUGCCGCAUCUGAGCCUCUUGUAUGGAGAUCACCUGACGGAGGAGGAGAUGGCAGCGGCGAGGAAGAAGGCAGGGGAGAUGGACAAGGGAAUAUUUGGGCUGCAGUUCGAGAUAUCCGAGCUCGCGCUUUACAAAACGGAUCCGAAGGACAAGAGCUUGGAGUCGUGGGAAUUGGUUCAACUGUGCCACCUUCAGAAGAAGUGAUCUCAGUUUGCUCCCAAUGCAUGCCGAUGCUGCAUGCUGCCAUGUAUCCACGUUUGCGAGUUAUGUUGUGUGCGUGUAGUAAUAACCACAUGUAUAAUUUGUCUCCCGGAGCCCUUCUGCUUGGAAUAAGGAAAUAAUAAUGUAAUAUAGGGGUUUUUGUCUUCUUAAAUGUGCAAAAAAAAAUUCAAAUC